Saccoglossus kowalevskii is the source of this 1155-nucleotide messenger RNA. RefSeq names its product seipin-like. NCBI's taxonomy places the organism in Eukaryota, Metazoa, Hemichordata, Enteropneusta, Harrimaniidae. Gene Ontology annotation, cellular component: endoplasmic reticulum membrane. The record is from RefSeq and is a predicted model, not a curated record. Gene Ontology annotation, biological process: lipid storage; lipid droplet organization.
AUGUUGACGUCUGCUGUGAGAAAUGUUGGUGCCACCGCAGGAACCUGGUACAUUUGGACAAAAAGCGUGACCCUCAGGAUAGUAUUUCUAUCCUUGGUCUUUUUGUUGCUCUUGUGGAUUUCUGUGUUUCUGUAUGGUAGUUUUUAUUAUGCGUAUAUGCCUACUUCGGCACACGAACGACCAGUCUACCUUCAAUUCAGAGAAUGUGAGGCAGCAGGGAGUAUAACUGGAAGUAGUAUACCAUGUUCAUAUUAUCCCACUGCCAAUGUUACACUGGUUCCCCCUGAACAUCAAGGACAGCAGCUUUUAAUGAAGGGUCAGUCUUAUAGAGUUCUCAUGGAUAUAGACAUGCCUCAAUCUCCUGUCAAUGAAAAUAUUGGUAUGUUUAUGGUAACAAUAUCAUUUUACACGGAUGGUGGAAGUGUGGUAUCUGUUUCAUCCAGACCAGCAAUUUUACCAUUUAAAUCUUUUCUUCUCAAAAUCUUGGAUACUCUGUUUCACUCACCAUUGUUGGUUGGAGGAUUUGCACGAGAGAAACAGAAUCUCGAAGUGGAGCUGUUUGAGAAUUUUCAAGAUAAUGUUUAUAAACCAGCUAUUGGUGCAUUGGUGACAUUUGAAACAAAGAAGAUUGAAAUUUACUCUACAACUCUCAAAUUACAAGCCCAUUUCACAGGUUUAAGGUACCUAAUGUUUCAUUGGCCUACUGCCACGGCAUUUACAUCAAUUUUCACCAACUUCAUGCUCUUGGCAACUGUAGUAAUGUUGUCCUGGUACCGAUGGUUUUCUGGAGAGAAUGACUUUCCUCAUGAAGUGGUAAGAAUGGAUUACGCUAGACCACCUGGACCCAUACGUCCAGCACCAGGUGACAGGCAACCAACAGGAAGAGCAGCUUUGGAAAGAUCAACAGAAGGGGUUGAUCUUCCUGCACUUCCCAUAGCAACUAAUGAUGAACCACUGAUCAUAGCACAGAGACGAGCUGCUCCACCACUAUCAGUUGCUACAUUGUUUCCUACUGAUGGUGCCAGUCAACACGAGAGAACAGGCUCAGAUAAAAGCAGUGACAGUAAUGGUGACUUUGAAAAUGUAGAGGAUGUUAUUCCAGAACAACCAAGUGAUGAUACAAAUGCUACUGAGUUAAGACUUAGACAUACCUAG